Gryllus bimaculatus (two-spotted cricket) is the source of this 249-nucleotide messenger RNA. NCBI's taxonomy places the organism in Eukaryota, Metazoa, Arthropoda, Insecta, Orthoptera, Gryllidae. The record is from the annotation of a GenBank genome assembly.
AUGAAUGAUAGUGAUAAUUUUGCUGGUAGUGAGAAGGCAAAUAAAAACUGUGCAUAUGGAAGUGAAAGUGGGUCAGAUGACACCAACAGAAACUGCUUAUUUAUUCCAGCAGGCAAUGGUCUGGCAGCUCUACAAAUUCCGUCAAAGGGUUCGUCUCAAACUGCAGGGAAAAUUCAUCAGCUGCUGGGCUCCAAUUGGCCACAGUUGGUGACACUCCAAGGAUUUAUGAAGGCUACUAUAAGCCAAUGA